Molecule: messenger RNA, 906 nt
Organism: Cordyceps militaris CM01
Lineage: Eukaryota; Fungi; Ascomycota; Sordariomycetes; Hypocreales; Cordycipitaceae
Product: DUF28 domain protein
Exons: 3
Coding region: 1-906 (301 amino acids)
Cellular component (GO): mitochondrion
Source: RefSeq, a predicted model, not a curated record
AUGUCAUUAUCAAGGCGCUUUACUGGCGCACUGGCACCGCUUAUACGCCCAACUGCUGGCCCUCGUCUAGAGAUAUGCCUAGCAUGCAGACAGCGCCUAAGCACCACGAGGCCCAGAGAGGCGGGACAUAACAAAUGGUCCAAGACGAAACAUAUCAAGGCCGUGACAGACAAGAAGAAGAUGGUCGAACGUACAGCCUUUACAAAACUGAUUACAAUGUACUCCAGGAUAGUGUAUGGUGACGACAUUCAGUAUAAUCCAGCACUGGCCGGUGCAAUUGCGGCUGCAAAUAAAGCCAGCAUCCCUAAGGCCCUUAUAGAAGGUGCCAUCGCCAGUGGCCAGGGCAAAUCCACGUCCGGCGCCAAGCUGGAGCCCAUGACAAUGGAGUUCCUCUUGCCGCCCGAUAUCGCUCUCAUAAUCGACAUCGAGACAGACAGCAAGCAGCGCACGCUUCAGGAUCUGAAGCUCGCCGUGAAAAAGGCCGGAGGCAUCACAGGCUCAACCGCAUUCAACUUUGCCCGCCGCGGCCGGGCCGUGUUCAAGCCAAACGACGGCGCGGCGCUUGCAGAUCUGCUGGACGAGGCCAUUGAGCACGACGGCGCGCAGGACGUAGAGGAGAGUGACGAGGGCGGUUAUGUGUUGUGGACGGAGCCGUCGGCGCUGAUGGCCAUCGCCAAGGCCUUUGCGGCCAAGUUUGACCUCGAGCUGCUCGCCGCAGAGAUCGUCUGGGCGCCCAACGAGGAUACCAUGGUGAAACUGGAUUCGGACGAUUCUGCGGCUGCGCUGUCUUCUCUUUUGGCGACUUUGAGGGAGCACUCGGAAGUCAAGGCCAUAUUCGCAAACACCAAGCAAGGACGUGCCUCAGAAGAGGCGUGGGAGGCUGUAGAGAGGCGUCUUGAUGUUUGA